AAGUUGUUUUGGAGCGAAACAAGAAUGAGAGGGAAGCACAUGGUUAAUUAUCUGAAGUGAUGAUCCUAUCCAUCCACCCAAACCUAAUUAACAGUAGAGUCUAAGAUGAAAUUAUGAGGGUGAUUGUUUAUUAUUAGUGACGGAAAGCGGUAUAGGAUGAGCUACAACUCUUCUCAAUAUUUGAUACAAAAUUAUAAUUGUGUAUUCAUGUGUUAAGAAAAAAAAAUAAGGACUAUUGUUUAGGGAUGGCAAAAAUAUUCAUAACUGUGGAUAUCCGUCCGAAUUCGAUCUAAUUGGGUAGGGUAAAACCCGAACCCGAAGGACUUUUAAUGGGUAUGGGUAAAACUCGAACCCGAAUAUUGCGGGUAUUGGGUGGGCAUGAUUUUUUCACUAUCCAACCCGACCCCGCCCGAUUAUACACAUGCAUAUGUAUUUUGUCUACAAAUAAUCAAUAUGUUUCUCUAACAUAUUUUUUAUGUAGAAAAUAAAUAUAAUAUUUUUAUGAAAUUGUGUUGUUUUAAUUAAUUUUCUUCAUUCUAGUGAAUUAUUGUCGUACUUUUCGUCUUACGUAACAUGAGAAUACGUGUGAAUAUUAACAUAUUGGUUGGAAUUAUAAAGAGAAACUAUUAUCCAUGGAUAACCGUGAAAACCCGAAACCCGAACGGGUAUGGGCACGGUUUGGAUUUUCUAUUUGUUUCUCAUGUGGGUAUGGGUAUGGAUAAAACCCGACCUACUUUAAAUAGGGUAACGAAUAUGUACUAUCCGUCCUCGACUCGACCCAUCGUCAUCCCUACUAUUGUCUAGCAUCUAAUUAACUUUCGGAUGAAAGAAGAAAAUUCAAUCAUUGUAAGAGAACAAUUCGAGUCAAAAGAGAGCCAACAUUUAGUAUUAUUUAUCAUCAUGGGUGUCUCUUAGACAUUAUGAUGAUCCAUUUGGCCCAUUCCCUCCAAAGAUUACUAAAUUUCUCAAUCACCACAACGUGUUGGUCUCACCACUUUCUGAAAUAAGGCUCUUCCUUUUCUAGACUACAUUCCUUUAAAGCAUAAUAAUUAGUUAUCAUGCACGGCUUGCAAGUAAUGGUGGGAUCCAAAAGCUGAUUUUUUCAUUAUGAUUCUUGCCAACUAUUGGAUGAAAUCAGCCUGACGUAUGUGGAUAUCAAUUUACUUCCGAAUAAUACAAUAUAAACUCAUAAUGGGUACAUUGAAAGGAUUUUGAUCUAGUUAUAACGCUUAAAGUUUACGAGUCAAAAUGAGUUUGGAUAUAUCGAGUUAAGGAUUAACAUGGAUGGUUGGUAGUCGUGGAUUAGGGCAUUGCAUGUCAUACGUUAAAACUAGUUAGGUGAUUGUAUGUUGCGAGACAUGUUAUACAUAAGACAUCAUGGACAAUAUGUGGUAAGAAAAAGAAAAAUCGACAAAGGGCUGCAGGAGACAUACAGGUAACAAGCAAGUAAGCACCACUAACUGCAACGGUCCGACCUGUUUGAUUGGAUCUCGACGAGUAUCGGUGAAAGAGUCAUGUGUCUCAACUAGUCUUCUAGGCAACUGUUCAGUCUUUCAGUUUGUCCAUCUGUCUGGGAUGGUAAGCUGUGGAGUAGUGUAGAUCCCCACCUUGUAAUUCAAAUAGCUUGGACCAAAAAAUUGUUGUGGAGACUGCAUCUUGUCUAAAACAAUGGUCUGACAUGCCAUGGAGCUUGAAUAUCCCAUCAAUAAACACUUGAGUCAUUCCCAUUGUUGUAUAAGGUCUGCUAAUGCUGAAGAAUUGUCCAUGUUUGGAGAACCUGUCCACCACUUUCUUUCAUGUAGACUUAGGAAAACCAUCAAUGAAGUCCAUAAAAAUGUGUUGCCAAGUUCUUUCGGGUAAUGGCAAGGACUGCAAUAGAGCAGGAUAUGGUACAUUCUCAAUCUUACAACGCUUGCAUAUAUUGCAUUCUUUCACAAAAUCCUUAACCAAGUCACUAGAAGUAUCUCUUGAGACUUUGAUAAGUAGCAUGCACUCUAAGACACCACCUACUGGUGGGUCAUGAAACAACUGAAAACUUCAGACUCUCAUAUUCCCUACUGAGCCUACAUACAAAUGCAUAUCUAUGGUAUAGCAAGUUGUGUUUUACUGAAUUCAUCCUAAAUACAAAUGCAUAUCUAUGAUAUAGCAAGUCGUUUAGUAUCACACACUCGGCCGUAAAAAUACUUAUUCCUACACUUGUAACAAACUCUUAUCACCAUGUUGCCUUUUUAGUCAUUAGCAGGCAAUGUAUGCUUAGCAAGUUGAGCCUAGGAUUUUCCAACUUCCUAAGGGUGGAGGAUGAGUCUCCUGCAACUGUACUAACAAUUGGUUGAGUUAUUAAACCCCCUUAGUUUUCUUCUCCUUGUUUUAUUAGAGACUUCUUCCAGCUUAGACAAUUUAUUAUCUUCUGGUAUAUUUAUUAUUCCUUCUAGAUAUUCGUUUAUUAUUUUUACUAAUUUAUCUAUCUUAUUGAAAAAAAUUCCAUUAGCCAUUCUAGUAAUAAUAUGUUUAGAAGGUUUUCUAAUUUUUAUAUUAAACAGUACUUGAUGAAAUAUAGUUUUGGAUGUUUUGACUACCAAAAGGUAAUUAAAUUAACCAUAAAAAAAGAUAAUUAAAUUCAAGAUUGGAUGAAAAACUAGACGAAUGCACAUUUCAGAGACUUUAAUGAUAUCCGAUGAUACCCUAUUCAAACUGAAGUGAUAUGUCUACUCCAAUUCUAAACUUAAAUGGUAUCUAAGGUAUUUUACCCAAUAAAUUCCAAGUUUCGGGAUAUCUUGAACCUCAAGAGAUUUCUCCUUUCUUACUUUUGGUGAAAAUUCAAGAGAUUUUCCUUACACAACUGAAACUGCGAAGAGAGACAGCAAUAGAAUUCUACACAGCAACCCACAACCCAAGUUUGACUCCUUUUUUGGUUUCCUGACAAAAUUGGGAAUGCUUUCUGAAGUUCAACCCCAAAAAUUGAAAGCAGAAAGGGGAAAUGAAAAAACAAAAUCAAAAUGGCAGCUCUCGAACUAUUUACCAGUAUUGAAAAGAAAACAAAGCAAAGAUGACGAUGAUGUGUGAUUCCCUUUCUUUCCUCACCUUCUCCAUAAGUCCCAGAGAAUAUAGCAGACUGAUCAAUUUGGAAGAUCACAACAAUGUCCCAACCUUCCCUUAAUUCAAAACCCCCCCUUAACUCCCACUCUCUACUCUACUGUCAUUCUUCUAGAGAUUAACUGAAAAAAACAGAGCACAAUUACUCUGUUUUCUCCCUCUCUCUGUAGUCUGUACUGACCACUACAGCAAACAAAAAAGAAAAAGUGUAUUCAGAAAGUGAGCCUCUGCCCAUCUGGGUCCUAUUUUAAUAUGCUCCUCUCCUCUCCUAUUAAUGCUCCCCCAUCUCCCCCAACCUUUUUCUUUUGUGCAUUUGUGUGUGUGCUCUCUCUGUCAGAUUUCAAUACCAAGAGAGAGACCACCAGAAUCUCUGUUACACAUAACCCCAAACUAUUCUACAAGAAACAGAGGAGAGAGAGAGAGCUGUUUUGAGGAGAACAGCCCAACUACUGAACAAAUUAAAAAAAAAAAAAAAGAAGAGCUGGUUGGGUUGGUUGUUUCUAUAGUUUCUUAUUCGAGGGGGGUUAUUGAGUCUUGAACUUGUAGAUUGAGUUUUGUCUUUCCUCGAAUGGCAAUGAGAGCGUGCUCCAAUUUUGGAUCGACAUGAACAAGAAGAGAGAUGAAGAAGCUGGCUGAAGCAGAAGAUGGCUCAAUAUUUCCAUGGAGAAGAAGACAACAAAAAACCCACCUUCUCCUUCGUCUUCCUUCGCAACAGGAACCUACCACCACAUUAGCCCCAGCGAUACAAACAACACACAAGCAACUACAUUAUUAUUAUUAUUCUUCAAAAAUGGCUGCUUCUUCUUCUUCUUCUGCUACUACCCUGACUCUUUCUCUAUCUCUAUCCCACAUUUUUGUUGCUUUCCUGCUUGUCUCCCUCUGUUACUCCGCAUCCCCUGUCUCGUCGGAUUCCUCAGCCAACAGCACCCAGACUUUCCUGCCAAGGAAAGAACUGCUCAAGCUUAAGAGAGUCAAUGCUUAUCUCAAGAAGAUCAACAAGCCUGCUGUCAAGACAAUUCAGAGCCCUGACGGUGAUGUGUUUGACUGUGUAUUGUCCCAUCUUCAACCAGCAUUUGAUCAUCCCCUGCUCAAAGGACACAAACCCUUGGAUCCACCAGAGCGGCCAAAGAGCAAUGAGACAUCAGGAACAGAGGAAAUAAUAGCAGAGAGCUUCCAGCAAUGGCACGAUUCAGGGGAAUCCUGCCCUGAAGGAACCGUUCCAAUCCGAAGAACCACGGAGAAAGACGUUCUUAGAGCAAAUAAGCUCAGGCGAUUCGGAAAGAAGCCCAUCAGACAUCUCAGGAGGGAUUCUUCUGGAAACGGCCACGAGCACGCAGUGGUGUUUGUGAAUGGAGAGCAGUACUACGGAGCCAAGGCGAAACUAAACGUGUGGGCGCCAAAGGUCACCGAUCCUUACGAGUUCAGCUUGUCGCAAAUUUGGGUCAUCUCUGGCUCUUUUGAAAAUGAUCUCAACACCAUUGAAGCUGGUUGGCAGGUGAGCCCUGAGUUGUAUGGGGACAGCUACCCGAGAUUCUUCACUUAUUGGACUACGGAUGCAUAUCAGGCAACAGGAUGCUACAACCUGCUGUGUUCUGGGUUUGUUCAGACCAACAACAAGAUAGCCAUUGGAGCUGCAAUAUCUCCCAGGUCGUCUUACAGGGGAAGGCAGUUCGAUAUUGGCCUAAUGGUCUGGAAGGAUCCGAAGCACGGGCACUGGUGGCUGGAGUUCGGGUCGGGUCUCCUGGUGGGUUACUGGCCGGCGUUCCUGUUCAGCCACCUGAGGAGCCACGCCAGCAUGGUGCAGUUCGGCGGCGAGAUUGUCAACUCGAGGUCCACCGGCGCCCACACCUACACGCAGAUGGGGAGCGGCCACUUCGCCGGCGAAGGGUUCGGGAAGUCGUCGUACUUCAGGAACCUGCAGACGGUGGAUUGGGACAACAACUUGCUGCCUCUCAGUAGCAUGCAUUUGCAGGCCGACCACCCUAAUUGUUACGAUGUGAGGCAAGGCAGGAACACGGUUUGGGGCACGUAUUUUUACUAUGGAGGUCCUGGGAGGAAUAUGAGGUGCCCUUAAUUAAUUCACAAAAGUAUGAUCAUGGGUUUUUCUUUUUUUUUUUGGGUUUUGUUAUUAGUAAAUUAUCAUAUAUUUUUUUUUAUAUAAUUUUGUGCUUGCUAAUAAUAUAGAUUUGGAUUGGUUUUCUUGGGUUUUUUUUUACUUUGUAUUUGUAUCUUUAGGGUUGAGGUCUUCUUUCUAUAUGUAACAGGCUGGUAUUGUGUAUAAUUUUUUUUUUUUUAGUACAUGAUGUGAAUGAAAUCGGAGUGGCGUCUUUAUCAUUUUUUGAAUAGGAGUGAAUGAAACAACUCGAAAAUCCUGCUCAUUUUGUUUGUGUCACUUGAUUUAGUACGCCCAUAUUUAUCAAACUAAAUAGAAUUUUAGGGGUGAAUGAGACAUCGGGGCGGUGAAAUGUAAAAUCAAGGUGAUUGUGGAUGAGUGCGAUUCGGGUUUACGAAACAAAACCAAACCGACCUAUGAACUGCGUUUUUGUUUUCUCUCGUUUUCUUAGAAUUUGGUACUUUUUAGCUGACAAAACUUUAUCAAUGAACAAACGUUAUGUCUGAACAAAUAAUUCACUGAAAUUAUAAGCCAUCAUAAGUAUAAAUACAUGUGAGAUCCAUAAAAUAUUUGAAAGUUCUUCUAUUCAACCCUUUUUACUUAUGCUUAUUGCUACAUUCUCUCGUCUCAUCUUUAUUUUGCUAAUACUAUAGCAACUUCCGUGUACAUUUCAAAAAGUUCAAAUCCUUGAUAGUUGGACAUAUAACUUAUAACCAACAUCCAACAAUUGAAAGUAUAAUAAUACUAGUACAACUAAUAAAGAGAUGUUUUUCUUAACAUUUGAAACAACAAAUACCUAAUCUUGGGAACCAAUUUUCUUUUUUGGUUAUGGGAAGGUGAGACUGCAUGUGGGUAUGGAUCAGGAAACUACCCAUAUUUUAAGAGGGUGGGUUUGAAAAUUGGGGUUGGCCAAUGAAGCAAUGGAGAAUCUCAGUUGUUGCUAUUUUAUAAUGCACCAGUUCAAGAUUGGGAUUCAGUCAAAACACCAAAAAAGAAAAUUAAAGAUUGGGAGAAGAGAAGAAUAUUGCUUCCAAGAGAGUCAAACCCUCCAAUAUGAUCUUCAGGCUUCCAGCCAAACCCUCCUUAUCCAACAAAGGGCUUUGUCCUUUUCCAACAUGUAACCAUUUUGAUUUACAUAUUAAAUUACUCACUUGGAGAAUUGCAAUUACAGUCCCCAUUUUUUGACAAAUUUGUUUUGUGUUACUUUUUAGUUUUGUAUAGUGGUCAUGUCCUGUUACCAAAUUCCUGACUGGAAGUGGGCAAUCACCAUGUUCAAAGGGCAAUGAGCCAAUGACUCAUUCUUGUGAAGUAGUGAAGUACAUUUGAGAGAGGGGAGUCUAAAGGGCCAAUUCAACUGGGAAAAGGGGGCACUAAAAGAUGGCAUGAAGAGUGCUAAAAAGAAAAAGGAAGCAACUUUGUGGGACUAUUGCAAGUAAAGUAAAGCAAAGCAACUAGUAGAUGCAAAUAAAAAGCUGAGCCCAUUUCAUGUUCAGAUGUUCCUCUUUUUGGGUUCUUUUGUUUUGUCGAAAAUCUCUUACGAAUUUAAAUUGGCGAAGUUAUUCGAACAAAUGAAAAUAAUCAAUGGCA
This is a messenger RNA of Linum trigynum, 6793 nucleotides long. The record is from the annotation of a GenBank genome assembly. Lineage: Eukaryota; Viridiplantae; Streptophyta; Magnoliopsida; Malpighiales; Linaceae.